This is a messenger RNA of Rhipicephalus microplus (southern cattle tick), 1616 nucleotides long. RefSeq lists its product as uncharacterized. Gene Ontology annotation, molecular function: tumor necrosis factor receptor binding. Gene Ontology annotation, biological process: regulation of canonical NF-kappaB signal transduction. Gene Ontology annotation, cellular component: plasma membrane signaling receptor complex; cytoplasmic side of plasma membrane. The record is from RefSeq and is a predicted model, not a curated record. NCBI's taxonomy places the organism in Eukaryota, Metazoa, Arthropoda, Arachnida, Ixodida, Ixodidae.
AUUGAGAGACACAGCCAGCGCAUUUCCUCGUCAGCGCAGUACUCGGAACUUUCAUGUCUGAAGGUCAGUCACCCACCACCGCGGCGGAUACCAGACAUGUGCACUUUUUUCGUGAGCACCCCGUCAUGGGCGUCAACUACAGGCCCACAAGGCUCGUCGAGAAGUUGCCCCAUUUGCGCGUGUGUGACGUCUGCCGCAUGGUUCCAAAGUUGAUACAGCUGUUGCCGUGCGAUCACGUCCUGUGCGUAGUGUGCCACAAAUCCAGUUGCGAAGGCGUCGAAGGGAUUUCCCCUAAUGGGCGCUGUCCCAUGGAUGGAAAAUCGUUCUCAACGUUGGAAUGCAGGGGCCACGACUUUCGCGACAUGAAUCCAGGCGACCUGAAGGUCUACUGCUGGAACGAGGCUAACGGAUGCCAGUUCGUUGGGCCCAUGGAAGAGAUGCUGCGCCACUACGACAACGACGAAUGCCAAUUCCACGUGGUUCGCUGCUUCCGAUGCGGCGCUCGCGUCCUCCACCGGAAGCUCUCCGCGCAUUACUUGUCCGCGUGCAAUUACGCUCUCACUUCCUACGGCGAAGACUACGCUUCUUCGGACUCCGCGGCGACGAUUGUCAGAAUAGUGCAUGCUUCUCUGAAAAAAAUGAACGCGGUUCUGACGAACCCGCACCACUACCAGCUAGAGUCGACCUUCCGGAACUGGAUGAAAGAGCUGGUCCAACAGUUGAGAGAACACGAAUCCCGCUUGGCAGAGUUGAGUCGCGAGGUGAAGGCACCGGCACAGCCCGGGAGUUCUCGGGCUUCGGCUCCGACUUCACCCGUGACGGAGUACCAGCCGAGGAACUUGGGCGACUUAUUGGAGGACGCGGCGUACAUGCGACUGUACCCUCCGAUCUUCUUCGCCGAUUUGCCUUCGGACCUUAUGCAAGCUAUGCGACCGACUUCCCUCCAGGUGUACCCACAGCACGCCUUCUCCAAGGACUCGGUGCGGGGCGUUCAGGGUAUUCUGUAUUUGGCCGAGCCUACGCUGACCACGCGCAGUUGGUCGGAAGUCCGUGGUCCGGCACGGUACCUGCUCACCCUGAGAAACUGCGACACCGAUGUACCGUUGAAGGGAGAGGACGUUUUUCUCGCCAAGGUUACCGUGUUGCACACGCUCAACUGUUACUUUACCGUUGAAGUCUCUGUGGGCUACCGGUUGAUCUAUGUGCGCGUUGAGCUUCACGGGGCGGGCGCGCAGGGACCGCAGGGCUCGUUGAUUUCCCUUGGGGUGACGGUGUUCGACGGGCAACCCACCAACGGCCUUCAGAUGUCCUAUUGCGAAGAUCCGUGUUUUUGUAAGCGUGACGCAGACCGAUUGCUGCACUUCCGCCGUACCUACACGGGAAACGUAUAUUACCUGAAAAGGAAAGGUUUCUUUCGCGACCGAACGAUGCAGUUCCAGAUCGAACUCACGCACAACCAAACUGCGCGUUCGUAACUCUACAGCGCCUAGCUCAAGUUUUAGUCAUUGCCUAUCUCUUAUUAAAUCAUCGUAUGUCCAUUUAAAUUGUGACGCGUGCGUUUAGCAUGAUUUUAGCGAAGUGUUGACUGCAGUUCAAUAAAGUGGUGGCUGCGAAAA